AUGCCUAAAAAGAAGACUGGUGCUCGUAAGAAAGCCGAGAACCGUCGUGAGCGUGAGAAGCAGAUAAGGGCUUCAAGAGCCAACAUAGACUUAGCCAAACAUCCUUGUAAUGCUUCAAUGGAAUGUGAUAAGUGCCAAAGACGACAGAAGAAUAGAGCUUUUUGCUACUUCUGUAACGCUGUUCAAAAAUUACCCAUUUGUGCACAAUGUGGUAAGAAAAACCAAUGCAUGAUGAAGUCUUCAGACUGUGUUAUAAAGCAUGCUGGUGUGUACAGUACUGGCCUAGCAAUGGUGGGUGCAAUCUGUGACUUCUGUGAAGCUUGGGUGUGUCACGGGAGGAAGUGUCUCAGCACACAUGCCUGUAUCUGCCCUCUGGCAGAUGCAGAAUGCAUUGAGUGCGAAAGGAGCGUCUGGGACCACGGUAGGAGGAUCACACUUAGGAGAAAGUCUAAAUGA
Molecule: messenger RNA, 456 nt
Organism: Merops nubicus (carmine bee-eater)
Lineage: Eukaryota; Metazoa; Chordata; Aves; Coraciiformes; Meropidae
Product: zinc finger protein 330-like
Exons: 5
Coding region: 1-456 (151 amino acids)
Cellular component (GO): nucleus
Molecular function (GO): zinc ion binding
Source: RefSeq, a predicted model, not a curated record